This is a messenger RNA of Blastomyces gilchristii SLH14081, 3122 nucleotides long. RefSeq lists its product as uncharacterized. The record is from RefSeq and is a predicted model, not a curated record. Lineage: Eukaryota; Fungi; Ascomycota; Eurotiomycetes; Onygenales; Ajellomycetaceae. The transcript is spliced from 2 exons. Gene Ontology annotation, cellular component: nucleolus. Gene Ontology annotation, biological process: maturation of SSU-rRNA from tricistronic rRNA transcript (SSU-rRNA, 5.8S rRNA, LSU-rRNA). The coding region runs from base 198 to 1148 and encodes 316 amino acids.
CGGAGUUGAAACUUUCCGCUGAUCGAAUUAUAAAGCACGUGACUUAAACUUACCCGCACGAUGACACAAAUGAGUUUAACUUAUGUCUUGCGCAAAAUAUUUGCAGAUUUCGUCCCGGACUAUUUUUCAUACAACUCCGAUUACUUACUUUCAAUCGACACCACGAGUCAGGCCCGAAUUGGUGGGAAUACAUUACAAUGCUGGGUAAAAGGAAGCGGGACGUCGUCAUCGUGACGAGACAAAUACGUGACGACGAGGACAGCGACCUCCAAAACCUAUCUCCGUCGGCUGAGGAAAAACAAGAUAUUCUCCGCAAGCUCUUCGAGGCUAGAUUUGGCCCAGUAGAAGCACUUGUGAAACCGAUAUAUACUACUCCCGAGGAGCCCUCACAUUCUUCUUCGGCAGAGGCAGACGACGACGAUGAUGAGUGGGAAGGCCUUUCAGACGAAGGUGAUAGUGAUAUUGCGGGCGAGAAGCACCGAUCUGCGGAGGUAGUUGAGCACACGACUUCAUGGAACUCAACGAAAGAUAUUUUAGCUAAACAGGCCCGGAAAGCGUUUAUGACCUCAAAACCCCCAUCCUCCUCUCAAGCAGCAAGGAACUCAACAACAAAAACAAAGACAUUGGGAGCGGCAGGCGCUACCACCGAAGAUCAAGCCAUGGAUGCUGAAAACCUGAAAAACGACCUCGCGCUUCAGAGACUUCUAAAGGAGUCGCAUCUACUCGAUAGCGCUGAUGACCUUAACCCAACCGGCGCCAAACGGCACCGCGCCAUCGAUCUCCGCAUGCAAUCUGCUGGAGCUAAAUCAUCAAUAUUCUCGCAGACGAAAAUGCCGAUGUCGCACCGCAAAGGGAUUAUUGGGAAGGCGAGCAAGAAGGAAGAAGCGCGGCGGAGAGAAGCGAAGGAGAAUGGGAUUAUCCUUGAGAAGCCUUCGUUUUCUACAGUUGGUAAAAAACAAAGUGGCAGCGGUGGGGGCAGUGCUAUGCGCAGAGAGAGGGGCAUUGGGGGCCCUUCUAUUGGGAAAUUUACUGGGGGCACGCUACGGCUUAGCAAGAAGGAUAUUUCCGAUAUACAAGGGCCCGGAAAGGGGGGAAGAGGUAGAGGUGGAGGCGGAGGAAGGGGAAGAGGAAGAGGGAAACGUACUUGACAUAUCGUUUCGAGUUGAGGAUACUAUUCAUCUGUAGGGUUUGGAUGCGAAGCGGGAGAUCCAAUUGCUGCCCUCUCCAUGGAGGAUGAGCCUGAGGGCCCUGGAUACCCUUUGCGACUAUUACUUGGCAUUGCCGGGGUUGAUCAGGCUCCAACAAGUCUCCGUGAGUUUAAGCCAUGCCACUAAACCCGGACGAUCGAAAGCAGACUGGAGAAUUUUGGAUAUUCAUAUGUCCAGGCCACGCCGGUGGCCUGCUAUAAUAUAUCUACGCCAUAUUGUAUAUUGCGCCCGGGCUUCCCCUGGGUUUUUCGCUUUUUCUCUAUUUCCGCUACCUGCGGUACGGACUUCGGGGUUUCCUUGCCCUGGGAGUCGCUCUAAACCCCUGCGCCCCGUUCUCCUCCCCCGGCCCUAACACCUUAGUCUCAACCCUGUCCGCCCCUUAACUAAGGAAGGGUCUUGGGGCUCUUGGCCGCGAACCAACCGGGGUUUCAGGUCUCUGUGUCAUUGACAAUGUCUUUGGAAGAAGAACGAAAAAUAAAGCGUGAUAAAGGGGGACCAUAUCUCCAUGUAUCCACACGCUCUUGAGAUAAAAAAUGCAAUAGCAUUGAGGCUUUCUUAUUCUUUUAUAUAGCGCAGGCAAAGAAAUUAGAAGAAACCUCCAUAUAUCUCCAUUUAGCUUCCCGAUCAUCUUGCUUUAAUGGGCUCUUUGAUUUCGUUAGACAUUGUCUAUGAUAUAUAAUAACAAGAGGGGUAUCAUUUAGAGCACAAUAGCGACACCCAUCUUCUUCAGGUUCUUGCGAAACUUACUCUUUUCGUCCUCGAUGGGUUUUUUAAGCCAACAUCCAUCCCCUAGCCUACAUACUAAUUGACAAAGGAGGGAGGGAUCCAACGUCGACGGCUGAUCUUUGGGGAUGUUCGUUGCAAACGACAUGAAAAGAAUUCCAUCCCAUUCUCUCUCUCUCCCUGUUCCGCGCAUACUCCCUCUCAAUCGUCCCUGCCUAUAUCGUAGUGUGCCGAAGCCCUACAACCAACCACCUCAAUAUCCAACAACUGGUAAAUGAUCUAGCUCUUCUCCUCGGUUUGGCGUAUGUGGGCACUCGGCUUUAUGGAGCGGGGCAUUGGUGGUUCGUUUGAGAAUCGACUUGGGCUAUUGGGCUGUUGUAUCUAACGACCAAUGAAUAUCGGAGAAAGAUUUUUCUUUUCUCCUCUAUGGGGAGAGGAGAGGUGGUUAUUUGGUAGAGAAGCAGGGCACCUUCGAUCAUUUAAGCCCAGGCCUAUUCGUCAAUUACUUUUCACAAAUAUCCCAGGACAAAAUGAAUAUAACAGUUGUUCGAGAUUCAAUUAUUGAAACACUAGGAGGCUAAAGUAUAUGUACAGUGGAAGUAAUCAUUCCUCAUGAGGCAAGGCAGUGUCCCAAAUACCACUCUUCACAAUUUAACAUCCAGGACAGGCCUUCUUCAGUGAACAUGCACAGAGAUAAGCCUUAUUAGAUACGUAUCGUAUCGUCUCCAGACCAAAUGGCAUUCUCUCUCACAGAAACGGGUCACAGAAACGGGAGCUCUCCAGUCAACAAUAAUGGCCAUGGCACUUGCGCAUCCCAGAGUGGACUUGUCCAGAGGGCUCCAGCAGCAGCAUGAUCGCCUGGUUCUGAGAGUCAAAAUAAAGCGGAUCAAUCACUUCAACAGCAUUCUUCGAAGACGUUCUCCCUGAAUCUGCACUUCUUUCGUAAACUUUUGGCAAGCCUGGGGCCGUCAUAUUAUUCAUCGAACUGUCUAUUUGCACAGUUGAUCUGACCCAGCUGGACACAAAACACAUUAUCCUCCUUAAGGGCCGUGAUUAGCAAGUAGCUAGGCGACAAAUUUUUGCAGCUUUCAUCAUGGAGGGAGGGACUUUGAUAAACUAAAAAGGGGGCUUUUGAAAUGAUGGAAUCGCUACCCUGGCUGCGUGAGGGGUCGGGUCCUUAAUGCUCCCCCC